Molecule: messenger RNA, 1312 nt
Organism: Otolemur garnettii (small-eared galago)
Lineage: Eukaryota; Metazoa; Chordata; Mammalia; Primates; Galagidae
Gene: HOXD4
Product: homeobox D4
Exons: 2
Coding region: 250-1032 (260 amino acids)
Biological process (GO): anterior/posterior pattern specification; regulation of transcription by RNA polymerase II; embryonic skeletal system morphogenesis
Cellular component (GO): nucleus
Molecular function (GO): DNA-binding transcription factor activity, RNA polymerase II-specific; RNA polymerase II cis-regulatory region sequence-specific DNA binding
Source: RefSeq, a predicted model, not a curated record
CAUUAACUCCUGGCAGGAGCUCUCAAAUGUGGCACGACGAGUCACUUGAUUACACGUAUGUUAUUUAGUUAAAUUUGUGAAAAUUAUGAGAUGCUCACCAACCCGGUGAUAAACUCUCUCCCUCUCUAUUGGCUGGCCUGGUCACAUGGCCGCCCAACUUUAUUCAGUUGACAGCAAGUAGGAGGGCCCUAUGGAAGGAGAAAAAAAGACAACACGAGAAAAAUUAGUAUUUUCUACCUUCAGAAAUUAAUGGCCAUGAGUUCGUAUAUGGUGAACUCCAAGUAUGUGGACCCCAAGUUCCCUCCAUGCGAGGAAUAUUUGCAGGGCGGCUACCUAGGCGACCAGGGUGCCGACUACUACGGCGGCAGCACGCAGGGCGCAGACUUCCAGCCCCCGGGGCUCUACCCGCGGCCUGAUUUCGGUGAGCAGCCUUUCGGAGGCGGGGGCCCCGGGCCUGGCUCGGCGCUGUCUGCUCGGGGUCACGGGCAAGAGCCAAGCGUCCCUGGCGGUCACUACAGUGCCCCGGGAGAACCGUGUCCGGCGCCCCCGGCGCCUCCGCCCGCGCCACUGCCUGGCGCCCGGGCCUGCAGCCAGUCCAGCGGACCCAAGCAGCCGCCCCCCGGGACGGCACUCAAGCAACCAGCUGUAGUCUAUCCCUGGAUGAAGAAGGUGCAUGUGAAUUCGGUGAACCCCAACUACACUGGCGGGGAGCCCAAGCGAUCCCGGACGGCCUACACCCGGCAGCAAGUCCUAGAACUGGAAAAAGAAUUUCAUUUUAACAGGUAUCUGACAAGGCGCCGUCGGAUUGAAAUCGCUCAUACUCUGUGUCUGUCCGAGCGCCAGAUCAAGAUCUGGUUCCAGAACCGGAGGAUGAAGUGGAAAAAAGACCACAAGCUGCCCAACACCAAAGGCAGGUCAUCGUCAUCAUCAUCUUCCUCUUCCUCUUCCUCCUCCUGCUCCUCCUCAGCCGCUCCAGGUCAGCAUUUGCAGCCCAUGGCCAAGGACCACCACACGGACCUGACGACCUUAUAGAAGUGGGGACCCAGGCUCAUCCCUCCCUGCGCUCCAGGCUGAGCCGAAGCUGCGGGGGCAGGCCGGGCCUGCUGUCACCUUGCUGGGCUCUAAGGUACUGUGGGGUGGACCUGGGACAUGCAGGCCACCCUCGGACUAGGUUAGCAUCCUCUUGCCCUAGGGCAGCCCCCUCCCUAGAGCGAGGAUGGGGAUGGGAGGGGGUCGCGAUUCUCUAAGUAUAUGAUAUGGCAGGAGCUACUGAGAAUAUAAAAACCUUGUUGAGUCAUUAAACUCAUGAAAA